CGAUGGCUCAAAGGCCACCUGGCCGCCACGAACUCUCAGGGGCGACGGUGCUGCCAAGACACGACUUAUGGCCCACACCGAACAACACCGGGGUCCGUGCUUCCCCCAGGCGUUCCGACAUUUGACGAGUUUCGAACGAUCAAAAUUGAGAUCGGCGUCUCGCAGUCGUGGGGCAUGGAGCAAGGACAACUUGACCACAAGGCGAUAUCGAUAUGGACCGUGGUGCCAGGCGUUGAAUGCGUCCAGUGCGUGAAGUUCGACCACGAUUUUGCGAAUGCUGAGUACAAGCUGUACGAUGUUCGAGUAAACCCACUGAUGCUGCUGGAUCCACUCCCAAUUGUCGCUCCAAGAACCGUGAUCGAGUUGGACGGACGUCGAACCCUCAGUAUUCCGUCAGGUAUGAUGCUCCCAGUAGGUUUCCCGGCAACCCUGUCGGUGGAUUUGUACUCUCCGUUGGUCUGGGCAAUGCGUUAG
Molecule: messenger RNA, 474 nt
Organism: Phytophthora sojae
Lineage: Eukaryota; Oomycota; Peronosporomycetes; Peronosporales; Peronosporaceae
Exons: 1
Source: RefSeq, a predicted model, not a curated record